AUGGCCCUGGACGGCGAGCUGGGGGAGCAAGAGGAGGAGAAGAAAAAGAAGAAGAAAAAGAAGAGGAAGAAGAAGGAGGAGGAGGAGGGGGCCAAGAAGAGCAGCUCACCUUUCGCGGCCGCGAUGGGGGAAGACGACGCCGCGCUUCGGUCUGGCGGCAGGGGGCUCUCGGACCCGUGGGCAGACUCCGUGGGAGUGCGACCCCGCACCACGGAACGCCACAUCGCGGUACACAAGCGGCUUGUACUGGCCUUCGCCGUGUCCCUCGUGGCACUGCUCGCGGUCACCAUGCUCGCCGUGCUGCUCAGCCUGCGCUUCGACGAGUGCGGGGCCAGUGCCACGCCAGGCGCCGACGGUGGCCCCGCGGGCUUUCCGGAGCGUGGCGGCAAUGGGAGCCUCCCCGGAUCGGCCCGGCGCAACCACCACGCAGGCGGGGACUCCUCGCAGCCGGAGGCUGGUGGGGUGGCCAGUCCGGGGACCCCGUCCACCCAGCCGCCGUCGGAGGAGGAGCGGGAGCCCUGGCAGCCGUGGACGCAGCUGCGCCUGUCGGGCCACCUGAAGCCGCUGCACUACAAUCUAAUGCUCACCGCCUUCAUGGAGAACUUCACCUUCUCCGGGGAGGUCAACGUGGAGAUCUCGUGCCGGAACGCCACCCGCUACGUAGUGCUGCACGCUUCCAGAGUGGCGGUGGAGAAGGUGCAGCUGGCCGAGGACCGGGCGUUCGGGGCUGUCCCAGUGGCCGGUUUUUUCCUCUAUCCGCAAACCCAGGUCCUAGUGGUGGUGCUGAAUAGGACGCUGGACGCGCAGAGGAAUUACAAUCUGAAGAUUAUCUACAACGCACUCAUCGAGAAUGAGCUCCUGGGCUUCUUCCGCAGCUCCUAUGUGCUCCACGGGGAGAGAAGAUUCCUUGGUGUUACUCAGUUUUCGCCUACACAUGCCAGAAAGGCAUUUCCUUGUUUUGAUGAGCCAAUCUACAAGGCUACUUUCAAAAUCAGCAUCAAGCAUCAAGCAACCUAUUUAUCUUUAUCUAAUAUGCCAGUGGAAACUUCUGUGUUUGAGGAAGAUGGAUGGGUUACGGAUCACUUUUCACAGACCCCUCUCAUGUCCACAUAUUAUUUAGCCUGGGCAAUUUGCAACUUCACAUACAGAGAAACUACCACCAAGAGUGGGGUUGUAGUACGAUUAUAUGCAAGACCUGAUGCUAUCAGAAGAGGAUCCGGGGACUAUGCUCUUCAUAUAACAAAGAGAUUAAUAGAAUUUUAUGAAGACUACUUUAAAAUACCCUAUUCCUUGCCAAAACUAGAUCUUUUAGCUGUGCCUAAGCAUCCGUAUGCUGCUAUGGAGAACUGGGGACUAAGUAUUUUUGUGGAACAAAGAAUACUGCUGGAUCCCAGUGUUUCAUCUAUUUCUUAUUUGCUGGAUGUCACCAUGGUCAUUGUUCAUGAGAUAUGUCACCAGUGGUUUGGUGACCUCGUGACGCCUGUGUGGUGGGAAGAUGUGUGGCUGAAGGAAGGGUUUGCCCACUACUUUGAAUUUGUUGGUACAGACUACCUCUAUCCUGGCUGGAACAUGGAAAAACAGAGGUUUCUGACUGAUGUUCUGCAUGAAGUGAUGCUGCUAGACGGUUUGGCCAGUUCCCAUCCAGUAUCACAGGAAGUGCUACAGGCAACUGAUAUUGACAGGGUGUUUGACUGGAUCGCAUAUAAAAAGGGUGCUGCUUUAAUAAGAAUGCUGGCUAAUUUUAUGGGCCAUUCAGUUUUCCAGAGGGGUCUGCAAGAUUAUUUAACCAUUCAUAAGUAUGGCAAUGCAGCCAGAAAUGAUCUCUGGAGUACAUUAUCAGAGGCUUUAAAAAGAAAUGGGAAAUAUGUAAAUAUACAAGAAGUAAUGGAUCAGUGGACACUCCAGAAGGGUUAUCCUGUUAUCACCAUCCUGGGAAACACAACAGCGGGAAAUAGAAUAAUAAUUACCCAACAACAUUUUAUCUAUGAUGUCAGUGCUAAAACUAAAGCACUUAAACUUCAAAAUAACAGUUACCUGUGGCAGAUUCCAUUAACUAUUGUGGUAGGAAAUAGAAGCCAUGUGUCUUCAGAAGCAAUUAUUUGGGUGUCUAACAAAUCAGAACAUCACAGAAUAACUUAUUUGGACAAAGGAAGCUGGCUGCUGGGGAACAUCAAUCAAACUGGCUAUUUUAGAGUCAACUAUGACCUAAGGAACUGGAGAUUAUUAAUUGAUCAAUUAAUCAGGAAUCAUGAGGUUCUUUCUGUCAGUAACCGAGCAGGUUUGAUCGACGAUGCCUUCAGCCUAGCCAGGGCUGGGUAUUUGCCUCAAAAUAUUCCUCUGGAGAUUAUCAGAUACCUGUCUGAGGAGAAGGAUUUUCUUCCUUGGCAUGCUGCCAGCCGAGCUCUUUAUCCUCUAGAUAAAUUACUGGACCGCAUGGAAAACUACAAUGUUUUCAAUGAAUAUAUUCUAAAGCAAGUUGCAGCAACGUAUAUCAAGCUUGGGUGGCCGAAAAAUAAUUUUAAUGGAUCUCUUGUUCAAGCAUCCUACCAACAUGAAGAACUACGUAGAGAAGUUAUAAUGCUAGCCUGCAGUUUUGGCAACAAGCACUGUCAUCAACAGGCAUCAACACUUAUUUCAGAUUGGAUUUCCAGCAACAGGAACAGAAUACCACUAAAUGUUAGAGACAUCGUAUACUGUACAGGAGUGUCACUACUGGAUGAGGAUGUCUGGGAAUUCAUAUGGAUGAAAUUCCAUUCUACCACAGCAGUUUCUGAGAAGAAAAUAUUAUUGGAAGCCUUAACUUGCAGUGAUGACAGGAAUUUAUUAAACAGGCUUCUAAAUCUGUCACUAAAUUCUGAGGUGGUGCUGGAUCAAGAUGCAAUUGAUGUCAUAAUCCAUGUAGCUCGAAAUCCACAUGGCCGAGAUCUUGCCUGGAAGUUUUUCAGAGAUAAAUGGAAGAUAUUAAGUACCAGGUAUGGAGAAGCAUUGUUUAUGAAUUCCAAACUUAUCAGUGGAGUCACAGAAUUUCUUAAUACUGAAGGUGAACUCAAAGAGCUCAAGAACUUCAUGAAAAGCUAUGAUGGGGUAGCUGCUGCUUCUUUCUCACGAGCUGUGGAAACUGUUGAAGCCAAUGUGCACUGGAAAACGCUUUACCAAGAUGAGCUUUUCCAAUGGUUAGGAAAAGCUCUAAGACACUAAAUAUGUAUCCUAUAAACAAUUCAACUCAGACUUUUAUGAGAAAACAUGCUUUCUGUGGAAUGAGGAAAAUGUGCUACCUGGAAAAUGGCCAAAUUUUCAGUGUUAACAUGUGGGAGGAAUUUUUUUUAGUUUUUAUAUUUUGGUUUUGGGGGAUAUUUUUUGUUUGUUUCAUUCAUUCUGCUCUGUUUCUCUACUGGGUGUUCCUCUCUAAAGAAACUAUUGCAAGUGAAACUAGCCAUGAUUGCUUCAGCUGUACAUUCCUUGCUGUACAGGACCAAAUAUGAUAGUGAUGCAUGUUGAUGUUACAGUCAGUUUGGAAAAACAUAUCCAGAAUAUUCUGUGCAUGGAUAUAUGGUCCUGCCUGUGUUCCAGCAUGCUUAUUUCAAACCUCCAAGGUUGUGUGUGAAUAUAUGUUACAUCCAGAAUGGGCAUUACGCAAAAGCACAAAGAUUAUAUAUGACAAUCAGUGUUGCAGUGAAAAAAAAACUAAAAACAGAAAUUAUAUUCUCAAUCUUGGGCAAUGUGAGAGGUAAACGAGCCCUUGAAAUGAUUAAUAUCACUUAUUUCAGCACUUAGAUUGUCUGGCAAUGAUUAUUGUGUUGCUAACUCAUUUUCUUUGAGUUAAAGCUGUGAAUACAUUUUAAAAGGCAUAUAGUGUAUGCAUAUGUAUAUGUACAUAGGGAAGCCCCAUAUGUAUAUAGUAUGUUGUACACUGCACAUGUACAAAGAAUGUGUUCAGAUCAAAGAAAAUUUAUUUCUUUUUAUAAACUUAAGGACAGUUGCAAAAGGCUUCAAAUAAUUUAUCUCAACAUUAUUCUUUCUAUGUCCUGACUAAAUUUCUCAACUGUUACAAAUUUUUCAUCUACUUCUUAAAUAACGGUCUAUUCUACUACAUGAAGAUGAAUACAAACAAAAUUUUUGUAUGAACUAACCACUCUUCCAAUUCUCCUGUGUCAGCCUUGCCUAUAGAUUCUGCCAUCAUUUUUUGCCAAAGUUCCUACUGCAUGAAACAAUUAUGUAAACUUGUAAUUAUUAGUGCUGAGAAAGACUUUAUUUUCCACCUUGUUUGUUUUCCUACCUUAUGUUGGGUAGUCCAGAGAGUUAAAAGUUUUCUGCAUGUUGGUCUUUAUGUCUGUGUUGCUCUAAUCCUCCAUUACGCAAGCAUACCUCAAGUGGGUCUAUUAGCAUUUAAUGACCUUUUAUGCCAGUUGUGCCAUCCUUUAAGAUGAAAAGUUCCUUUUCUUAUGUUAAUGUACAAAGCUUUCUUUUGGCACUGACAACUAUGUUCUACCUGAGAACUUUGAAUAGCCAUUUUCAUGGCUGUGUAUUAUGUAACACAAAUGUUUUUAAAUGGUUUUCUCACCCAGUAAGCCAGUUCUCCAAACACUGCUUAGAUGCUUCAAAAUAGCAUAUUUUAAGGUUGCCAGUUUAAAAUACCAAUGCAACUACUCUACAUAGCCAAAUAUUUGUAAAUCACUUCCUAUAUUCCUGAAGUUUUUCAUGCCUCCAAAUCUUGCAAACCAUUGAAAGAAAUAUAUUCUAAUACUAAUCAGUAAAUAGUGAAAAUAGUUAGACAUUUUAGAAACCAGAGCCAUAGAAUUAUUUUAAAUUAGCAGGAAAGAGGAGCUAUUUCCUAAUCUAUAGAAUAAAGUACCACCUAAAAUUGAAUUUUAUCAUUAAAGUAAUUAAUACCAAUUAGUCAUACUCAAAUUUUUCAGCACUUCAUUCAAUUAAAAUACGUGAAUUUUAAAUAUUUUAUAUGAUGUUCACAGGCAUGAUAAUGCUUAGUAUAAAAUCUAAACUUUUUCCAUUUAUCAGAAGUGAUCAAAUUUAUUUACUACACAUCACAUUUAUAAAAUUCUUGAUUAAAUGAGUAACUUCUAAAACAUAACAAUAAUAAACACCACACUGCAAUGCAGGUCCAAAAUAUGUGCUAUAUCACCACUGAACUCAUGUAAUAGAUAAGAAAAAAUUAGAGACGGAUGUCUUGUUUUUUGUCAUGAAUUACUAAAAACUCUUAGUUGUUUUGGUAUAUUUUGAGUAAAAUUACCAUUUCUAGAUUUGCAUUUGAAGGGAUUUCAUAGUUUUAUUUUCCUCCCCACUGUUAAUAAUCAUAAUCCUUUUUCAGUAUUUUAGUGGCCUUGAACAACUGGUUUAUCUACAAUAUCAGAUCCUAGGUGUAUAAUUAUGUGCAAUGUUCAAUACCUCUUAUAAUACUUGUUCAACAGUAUGGUGGUAUCAAUGGCAUUAAGAUGGCAUUUUUGUUCUACAUAUUUUUCAAUAAUUUAUUCUUUCUAAUGUUGAAAUUAUAUCAGGCUUUACUGGUUUUUUUAGUUGUUGAAAUCAGUAAUAUUUUCAAAAUAAUAAAAUAACCGAUGAUAUCUCUUGGAAUAAUCUGUAAAAUGUAGUUAUAAAAUUCUAUUUUCUACUUAGAGUUUUUAUCUUUUCUUUUUUGUUUGCUUUACAAAUUAUAUAUAUGCAUGAAAUAACAAACUGUUGAAAGUGUUCAACAUCCGGUCAUAACAAUUUGCUGUGCCUCUAUGUGUACAAAAAGUAGUUUCAAUUAGAAAGGACAACAUUAUUUAUCACAUUGAGUAUUAAACAUUUCCAGGUAACUUAUAAAUAAAAUGAUUUCCCCAUUUUUACAUAUUUUUUCUUAAAAUUUUUCUGUAAUCUUCGAAGUUUCUAAAAUACACAAUCUCAACCUCUAAGACUAAUAUCUUCAAUACUAGGUCUAUUCUUGAGUUUCAAUAACAGGUAUUUUAGUUGGGUCAUAAACUCACAUUGGUUUAUAUUAUCUCCAGGACAAUUAUAUCAUAGGGCUGAGACUUUUGUGAUAGUAUUAUUUACAAAUAUUAUAAGUAUAAUAUCUCGUGAGGCUAUUAUUAGGGUUAUGCCUUGUGUUGAUAAAAUGCAUUGCUUUCUCAAGAACUAUUAAACAUGUGGUUGUAAUUGACUCAUCACAACAACAUAACAAAUGUUGUUAUCUCUAAUAUUCUGAUGAGAGAACUGGGGCUCAGGUAGCAGCAUGAGCUAUUUAAGACUACAAAAUGGGGGUCUGCACAGUGGCUCAUGCCUAUAAUCCCAGCGCUUUGGGAGGCUUAGGGGAGGAUCACUUGAGUCCCAGGGGUUUGAGACCAGCUUGGGCAACAUAUUGAGACCCCAUUUCUAUAAAAAUAAAAAUGAAAAAUUAGCCCAGCAUGGUGGUGUGUACCUGUUGUUCCAGCUAUUGGGGAGGCUGAGGUGGGAGAAUUAUUUAAGACCAAAAGUUCAGUGCUCUAGUAAGCUAUAAUUGAUAUAUUCCAGCUUGGUUGACAGAGUGAGAUCCCGUCUCUAAAAAUAGAAAAAUUCAUACAGUUGUUAUUUUGUGAACCAAUACAAUAACCUAAGUCUAUCACAACACCAUUCACCAGCAAAAUAAAAAUAUUUACUGAAAGUAUCUCUAUCCCUCGCAUUAGGUGGAAAUUUUCCAAAUACUAGACCAGCAUCAAAAUGCACAAAUAUAUUUGCAAUAAUUACAUUAUUUGUUAACUUUUGCAUUUCUAAUUUGCAGAUAUUAAAAUGGAUAAAAUGUUAAAAUUUACUUUGGUCAGUAUAAAUAAUCAAAUAUUGGGACAAAUAAUUUAAUUCAUUUAGAUUAUUAUUUUUUGUCCAUAUCUUUUGUUGAACAUUGUUUAAACAUAACCUUAAAGUACUGAUAAUUUGCUUAAUUUUCAGCACAAAUUUGUCUGAUAAAUUCAGUCUAUAGUAACAGAUGGUCAGAAUGCAGAUAAAUAGUGUGCAUUUAAAUCAGUAAAAAUAAUAUUCGGUUAACUGUCUAUAAAUCUAUGCAUACUAAGUUGUGAAAAAGAUGAAAUUAUAGUAUUACUGGAUUAGAUGCAAUAAAGGAAUCUUUAAGGAAGUUUACAAUAAUACAUUUAAUUAAAAUCUACUGGCAAUUAUAAUUUUAAGGAAUUCUUUCUAAGAAGUUGGAGAACCUAAAAUAGCUUACUUAUUCUCCUGAGUACUGCCAUUAAGUAACCAUGUACUCCUAGUAAAGAAGUAAAAGCACAUGUAAUGAGAAAUACUUAAGAUUUCUUACACCUGUUUUUUCCUGUAUCAGAGAACAUAGCUGAAUUAUCAUUUGACACUAGUAGUUACAUAUUGAUACAAUAUAUUACUAUACUUUAAAUAAAUAUAAAACUAUAAUUAAAGAAAUAUUUAUUGAGCAUCUUUUAUUUCACAAGGCUCUUAUUGAGGAAAAGGAAUACAGAAAAUGAAGAAGGGCUGAAGGAAUUCAUAUCAAAAUAAAUGAAGAAAAAAUGAAGAAAUAAUGAACUAGGAGAAUGAGGGCAACAUGAAAAAUAAGUCCUUGCUACAGUGAAGAAAGUAAAUCAUUUUUAGGCAUAGAUCAUAUUAUACAACUAUUUUUGUACACCAGUUUCAAAACUUUUAUGACACUUAGCAUAAUUUUUAUUGUUUGAUUUCCUAGUGCUUAACUGUGUUUUACAGAAAUAUGUUAUAUUUUGAAAUUAUAAUCAAUAUAGUUUAAACUCUAAUAAUUGGAAUGUAAAUUGGGUUGGAAUCUAUCAAUAAGAAAAGCUGUUUGAUUUAGUAGGAUUAGUAAGUUGCAGAAAUACUUUAAUCUACUUAUGAAAAAGUAGUUCACGUUUUCUAAAAUGGUUUCAGCAUACUAUUGGUAUCUUACAAUAUGUUAAUUUUAAAUUAAUCAUAUUCUUUAAAGCAGAUUCAAUAAUACUUAUCCUAAGCAAUAAUUCAUUGGUUGAAAUUAGUAUAUGUGAACCUAUGAAAAAAUGUUCUUGUAAAAUAUUCUAGAAUCCCACAUUUUAAUUAUAUAAGAAUAGCCUUUUGUUCAAUUGCUUUGAACUAAUGAUGAAGUUUUUUAAAAAAUUAAAUAUUUUAUUUAAUGUAAUAUAGAUUCAGGAAAAGUUUAACAAAAAUGUAUUUCAGUAGUUUUUAUUUUUUAUUUUGUGCAAUUUUAUUUUAAAGUUUAGAUAAGGAAAGUUUUUAAUUGUCUUAACUAUUUAAUAAAAGCAGUUGUUAAAAAUAUAUGUUCUAAUGUUAACUAUACUAUAUGUACGCUAUUGCAUGCAUUUUGUUUUCUAAAUAGGUUUUUCACAACUGGCCUUACUAGUAGAUUAUUUUACCCUAAAUUUUGAAAACAUAGUACUUUAAUAGCUUUUAUUUCAAAUAUGUAGUACUUUAGGGAUAGUACUUUGAAAAUGUUUAUCUUUUGUACAUUCCUAGUUCAUUUAUUAAUGUAAUAAGAAAAAAGAAAACAAAAUGACUGAUUUUUUUGUUAUGAAUUAAAUGUUUGUGCUGUAUUAAUGUUAGGUGAGUUAAGAUAGAGGGAAGCAACAAAAAUUAGAAUGCCUACUAAAUGCUAGGCAGUUUAUAGGUAUUAUCUCAAUUAAUAACCCUGUGAAAUGUCAUUAGAUUGAAUUCACCAAAGAGUAGAUGGAGGCAGAGUUGUUAUUAGUUUACAUAAUUAAUUAAUGGUAUUCACUGGUAUUCAAAACUCUGCAAACUCAAGUCUUACAUGGCUCACACUAGUCAUUAAUCUGCCUUCAGCAUGCAUGAAAACAUAAUGUUUAUUUGUCCAGACCAUUCUCUAUAGCAAAUUUGAAUAGGUACUUAGUGUACUUCAUCAUUGUCACUGGCUCUUUCGAAAGAAGUGUUAGUGUAUUCUGGUUUACCAUUCAUUUCUUAACAAGGUUCCUUUAUACAUUCCAUAAAAAGUUUUCAUGAAAACAUUUUACAUUAGCAUGUUGUGCAGUGAGUUUUAAGCUAUAAUAGGUAAUUAACAGAUACUUCAGCCAACAAGCUACACACAGGAACUUAAAUGAAAAGACAGAAUGAAUUGCAAAGCUUUUACCAGUGGACCGCAAAGUUAAGGUUAAACUUCGGUCUUUGCAAGUGGAGGAGACAUAUUAGUCGAGCCAGAACUUCCCUUUUGCUUAACAGCCAGGUCAGAGAAGGAUCUAUGUCUUUCUGUUUAGAAGUAUAGAUAGACAGCAAUUGCUUAAUUGAUUUGAACUUAUAUUUUCAAUGGGUCUGCGGUGUGUAGAUACAGUCUAAGAUAAGUUCUUUGACUUGCGUCUGCACAGGUCAACUUCUCAUCACCCACAUUUUUCUUAUGUAAGUAAAUGAAAGAGUGAAAUGUUUUACAGAAAAUCUUACGGUGGAGUUAAGAAUAUCUGCCUCAAAUGUACAGUGCAUUUAUUUUUUAAGUUAAUCAUUUAGUAGCUACCCUUUUAACCCCUCCCAUGUUCACAGUAUUUCAUUUGCUCUUGUAAACAAUUCUGUUCCCACCUUUACAUAGCUUAUGACCUGAGGGGUGAGAACAUUCAUUAUUAAGUUUUUGUUUUUCAUUUUCAUUUAAAAUAGCUUUAUUAACUAGCAUUUCUCAAAUGCAAAACAUUUUUCAAGUGACUAUUUCCUCAAAUGUUGCAUUUUACCUUUCAAAAUAUUGUAUAAUAGCAUUUUCACAUUAUCCUUUUGAUUGCUACCUAUAUAUUGCCAUAUAUAAAUAUAUCUAUAAUUUUUAUUGCUAUAUUUUAAUCCCUUUGCAUUUUGAUAAUAUUGAAAAGAGAUUAGGGCUGAAAAACUAAAAAAGAUUAGGACUUGCAUCAUGGAUUGUCUAGUUACUUGAACAAUAAGAGAAAUUCUAUCUUUGAGCUUUCAUAAUUGACUUACUGGACACUAUGGACUUUAUUAGAUAAUCUUUAAAAAAUAUUAUAUGAACUAUUUUGAAUGAGCCUAAAUUUAUUCAGUAAUACAGUUUUUUUCCCUAAAGCUAUUCCCCAAGUGAACAGGCUUAUUUAAAAUAUGCCAUAUAAAAGAACAUUUUCAUUCUAAUAUUUUAUGAUUUAGAAAUUAAAAAGUAAAUAAGUGUUUUUUCAGUAAAUAAGUGUUAAUAAAGCAUUGACCAAAUAAAUAAUCUCUUGUUAGUUUAGCAGAUAAAUGUUUUCUAUGGUAUGCCUUUAAAGUUAUUCAGUAAAAAUUGAAUUAGCAUGUAUUCAACAUGAAAUUUUUAUUCCAUUGUGACCAAGCACUAACAAAAUUGAUUUUUCUAAAUGAGAAAAAUUGUCUUCUGUAUUUUAAGCUAAAUAAUAUGAAUUUUGCCUCUGAUAAUAAAAUUUUGUACAAUAAUGUAUAAUGUAUCACAAUUUAAAAAGUUUUAAUCUUCUGACAUGCAGAUAAGGCCAAAAUAAAUAAUACCGUCUGUUUUUUUUUUAA
This is a messenger RNA of Callithrix jacchus (white-tufted-ear marmoset), 10437 nucleotides long. It is a transcript of the gene TRHDE, whose product is annotated as thyrotropin releasing hormone degrading enzyme. Gene Ontology annotation, biological process: proteolysis; peptide catabolic process. Gene Ontology annotation, molecular function: metalloaminopeptidase activity; peptide binding; zinc ion binding. Gene Ontology annotation, cellular component: cytoplasm; membrane. NCBI's taxonomy places the organism in Eukaryota, Metazoa, Chordata, Mammalia, Primates, Cebidae. The record is from RefSeq and is a predicted model, not a curated record.